GUGUCGAGCGGACACUUGAAAAAGUUGACCAAUAAAAUGGCGGAGAGUAAAAAGCUGAUCAAGGAGUUUGAGAGACGGGCGCUGAGCGAAGGGGCCAUGGACGCGAACGCGUUGGCGGCGGCGAAGAAGGAAUACGUGUCGAGGUUGAACAAGUUUGUGCAGAUGAAGAAGGAGGCGCAGAUUGCGAUCGCGGAGAAACAAGAAGAGAGGAAGAGCGAGGUUGGUAGUCAGGGCGGGGAAGCGAGCACGUCGGGAGGGGUGACGACGUCGACGACGGCUACGUCGACGGCGUUUACGUUGCCGGCGUUCCGGCCAAAGCCAAAGGGGGAGAUUGUAGAGGAUGAGCAGUUGCAACUCAUGGAGGCUGGGGAUUUGAUUGAUCACGGUAGGAACGUCAUGGACCAAACGGAUAAGAGCAUCAUGCGAAGCGAAGCGGUGGUUGAGGAGACGAUUCAAAUAGGGACGCAAACCGCCGAGGCGUUGCGCGGGCAGACAAAACAACUGGAGAAAAUCGUAGAUGAUCUCGAUGAAAUCCACUUUUCGUUGAAAAAGUCGUUUGGCGUGCUGAAGGACAUCACCCGUGGGUUAGCGACGGAUAAGUGCAUCAUGCUCUUGCUCUUUUUGGUCGUCGUCGGCGUAGUUGUGGUCAUCAUUACGAGGUUCGUGAAGUAG
Molecule: messenger RNA, 672 nt
Organism: Ostreococcus lucimarinus CCE9901
Lineage: Eukaryota; Viridiplantae; Chlorophyta; Mamiellophyceae; Mamiellales; Bathycoccaceae
Exons: 1
Biological process (GO): vesicle fusion
Cellular component (GO): ER to Golgi transport vesicle membrane; late endosome membrane; endoplasmic reticulum membrane
Molecular function (GO): SNARE binding; SNAP receptor activity
Source: RefSeq, a predicted model, not a curated record